GUCAGCCCCCUGCGGCGCUGAAUGGACCGAACAGCCUGUCUGCUCCAUACUCCAAAACAGCUCGGCAAGGCUCGGCACGGCGCAGCACGGGUCGGGCUUCACCCUGGGAAUAGAGAAAUACCUGGAAAAGGAAGGUUACAGGAAACAGGCCUCAACAACUGCUUCGUGUUUUUGAUUUUUUUGCACAAAAGCAAGGACGGGGGGAGUGCGCCCACCGCGUUGCGGGUGUAUGUGCGUGCGUUUGGAUCACGAUGAUGCAAAGUGCGGCGGUCCUACAGACAGAGAGUCCUGUAAAGAGUUUACCGGAGAUUCUCGGUGUGCCACUGCAGCGCGUUUUGGGACAAAAUGUGCGUCAUGCCAGCAGGGUAUCCCUCCAACACAGGUGGUGAGGAAAGCACAGGACUUUGUGUAUCACCUGCACUGCUUUGCCUGCAUUAUGUGCAGCAGACAGCUUGCAACUGGGGAUGAGUUUUACCUCAUGGAGGAUGGAAGGCUGGUGUGCAAGGUGGAUUAUGAAACCGCCAAGCAAAACGAUGACUCAGAGGGUGGGACCAAACGACCAAGGACCACCAUCACCGCCAAACAGCUGGAGACCCUCAAAAGUGCCUACAAAAACUCGCCAAAGCCUGCCCGCCAUGUCAGAGAGCAGCUGUCGUCUGAGACAGGCCUGGACAUGAGAGUAGUGCAGGUUUGGUUCCAGAACCGGAGAGCCAAGGAAAAACGUCUAAAGAAAGAUGCAGGUCGCCACCGUUGGACUCAGUUCUAUAAAAGUGUCAAACGCAGCAGAGGAGGAACCAAAGUGGAGAAGGAGAGCUCAGCUGAUGAUGGAGGGCUUAGUGACAGCGAACUGAGCUUCAGAGACGACCAAGUCCUGUCUGAUCUGAGCCAUGCAAACGGCCUUUACGGGAGUGUCAGUGACAUGACCAGCAGCGCAGUUCUGAAUGGUGGCUUCUCAGUUGAUGCGGCUGGACAGCCCUACCAAGACAUCAGACCAGGGAGCCCGUACGGUCUCCCGCAGUCACCUUCCUCUAUCGCCUCCCUGCCCGGCCACACACCUCUCCUUAACAACCUGACCUUUAACAUGGACAGUCUUGUGGUGCAUGGGGGGCCAGGGGGAGUGGGACAGGCUCUGAGGGCCAUGGCGGGGGGCCCCACCUCAGACCUAUCCACAGGCAGCAGUACGGGUUAUCCUGACUUCCCCACAAGCCCGGCCUCCUGGCUCGACGAGAUGGACCAUUCUCAGUUUUGAGCCUCUAGCUCAGUAGAAAACCUGUUGUGGGGAU
Molecule: messenger RNA, 1283 nt
Organism: Cyprinodon variegatus (sheepshead minnow)
Lineage: Eukaryota; Metazoa; Chordata; Actinopteri; Cyprinodontiformes; Cyprinodontidae
Gene: lhx4
Product: LIM homeobox 4
Exons: 5
Coding region: 230-1249 (339 amino acids)
Biological process (GO): regulation of transcription by RNA polymerase II; neuron differentiation
Cellular component (GO): nucleus
Molecular function (GO): DNA-binding transcription factor activity, RNA polymerase II-specific; RNA polymerase II transcription regulatory region sequence-specific DNA binding
Source: RefSeq, a predicted model, not a curated record